This is a messenger RNA of Condylura cristata (star-nosed mole), 3156 nucleotides long. RefSeq names its product N-terminal EF-hand calcium binding protein 2 (gene NECAB2). Gene Ontology annotation, biological process: regulation of amyloid precursor protein biosynthetic process. The record is from RefSeq and is a predicted model, not a curated record. The transcript is spliced from 13 exons. Lineage: Eukaryota; Metazoa; Chordata; Mammalia; Eulipotyphla; Talpidae. Gene Ontology annotation, molecular function: calcium ion binding. The annotation marks the transcript as partial. Gene Ontology annotation, cellular component: cytoplasm.
CCCGCCUCGCCGCACGGGGGCACCGCUGUCAUCCUGGACAUUUUUCGCCGGGCAGACAAAAAUGACGACGGGAGGCUGUCCCUGGAGGAGUUCCAGCUCUUCUUCGCGGACGGCGUCCUCGACGAGAAAGAGCUGGAGGACCUCUUCCACACCAUCGACUCGGACAACACCAACCACGUGGACACCAAGGAGCUGUGUGAUUACUUUGUGGACCACAUGGGGGACUAUGAGGACGUCUUGGCCUCCCUGGAGACCUUGAACCACUCUGUCCUGAAGGCCAUGGGCUACACCAAGAAGGUGUAUGAGGGUGGGACCAGCGUGGACCAGUUCGUGACCCGCUUCCUCCUGAAGGAGACGGCCACCCAGAUCCAGUCACUGCUGAGCUCCGUGGAGAGCGCGGUGGAGGCCAUCGAGGAGCAGACCUGCCAGAUCCGACAGAACUACAGCAGACCCAGCCGCGAUGCUGCAGAGACCUGGUACAGAAGCCCUGCACCCCCCUACGCCCCCAACCACAAGUUCAUGGCCGCAGAACAGGGGCGGAUCCUUCCACCUGUCCCGGUGGAGGCCAAGGAGGAGAGCCUGGAAGCCCAGGUCAGCCGCUUGGCAGAGCUGAUAGGACGGCUGGAGAGCAAGACCGUCUGGUUUGACCUGCAGCAGCGCCUGUCGGAUGAAGACGGGACUAACAUGCAUCUGCAGCUGGUCCGGCAGGAGAUGGCCGUGUGCCCGGAGCAGCUGGACGAGUUUCUGGACUCCCUGCGACAGUACCUGCGGGGCACUGCUGGGGCCCAGAGCUGCUUCCACGUCACAGCCGUGAGGCUCGCGGAUGGCUCCACUUUUGUCGUGUACGAAUUCUGGGAGACCGAGGCGGCAUGGAAGAGGCACCUGCAGAGCCCUGUGUGCAAGGCAUUCCGGCAUGUCAAGGUGGACACGCUGAGCCAGCCCGAGGCCCUCUCCAGGAUCUCAGUGCCAGCUGUGUGGUGCACAGUGGGCCGAGACUGAUCAUCAUCCUGAAGUCCUGCUCCCCAAGCCCUUGGCCUCUUCAAGAGGAAGUCCCCUAUUUUCUAGAAACUUUGGUAUACAGCUGUUUUCAAAAUAUGCCCACAAAAGAAUGUAUCCUCCUGCUGUGUGAAUAAAGGACAACCCCCACCCCUCAAAAACUACUUUCUAGCACACCUCUAAUGCAUGCUUCAGUCCCUUAGUGGUAGUCAACAGGCAGAAGAAAACGCUGCAGUCUGUUAUGAAAGCGCCACCCUUGGCCUCGCCUCAACUUACCCCACCAACCAGGGCGCAGCACGGCGACUGAAGCAUUUAUUCAAAGGAAUAUUUUACACCUUUGAAGAAAAGGUAGCAUUUGGAACAAAAUGGAUGGGCUCUGAGGUGAUGAUGUUGUGUGAAAUCAGUCAAAACAUGAUAGAUUACAGAUGUUUUCAGUUAUCUGUAGAAUACAAAAAAAUUACAUGCAAAUAGAUGAAAUAAAAAUUUGAAUUCAGACAAUGGUUACCAGAGAACGGGGGAAGGCUGGCAGGGGAGGCAGGUGGGGUAUGGGCAUGAGGGGUUUGCUUUACCUGAAGCAUAGAUAAAAGUAGAAACUUCAGAUACAUCUCUAACUCAUUUCAGAAAGCCACUGUAUUAAAAGCAAGUCCAUGAAGCUGUUCUAUGUGUGUACAAUUUAAGAUCAAUGUACAUCAAUUCAAAUGUGAAAUUUAAAGCACAACGGCACCUUUCUUUGAGGACUGAUUACACAAUAUGGCUUAGGAAGUUGUGGUCCAUAAUUAAAAAAAAUUUGUUCUGUCUUUGAUUUUUGAUGGUCUGACAAGAACUACCUGGGUGCAGAUGCAAGAAUGUAGGUGUCCUGUGCUUGUUCCCUUAGGCAGGUCUCCUUCUCCGUUAAUACGGUUGCAACUCCUGUUUUUCUUCCCCUCCUGGGAGCCUGACCAGUCUUAGAUUUCCUUUUCUAAUUUCUUGUAGUUUCCCCAGUUUCCUUCUAAACGUUGGGCUCAAGUCAGACUGCUGAUGGCUGCACGGCUCUGCCCAGCUGCUAUAACCCACCUGAAUUUUACACUGAAAGUGAUUUCAUACAAAUUAAAAAAAUGUGAAUUAAAUCUUAAAAAAAACCUGAAGGCUCAGCCUGAGGGGGAAAAGACAAGGAAGCAGUCGUAUCGCCACACACCCACCUGGCCGUGACCUACCUCAAGGGAGGUGUCCUCAGAUAUCCGCGCCUCCUGGCUGCAGCGUCACCACUGUGGGGGGUGGUUGGGUUGGGGGGUUCUCCAGAGAGGGAGUAAAUCCAGCAGCAUCCAGGAUGGCCCAGGCCAGGGUCCGUGUACAAGCGGUAGAAGCACAGGGGCGCCACCCCAUGCUUCUCCCCACCUCUGGCCAAGGCCUCCUCAACUUGGGAGGAGCCUGAAGUCACAGAGCAAACAGUCCCUUGGCUUCUCGGCUGCCAGCCCAGCUAGUGGGAGGGAAAGGGGCUCACAUGUGCCCCGCUCUGGAAUGUGGGCCAAGUACAGGUUGUGUGGCCACCCGUGAGCAUGACUGUCCUUGGGUAGGGACAGGCCUCAGCAUUCUCUGAGGCCUGGCUCAGGACCACCCUGCUUGGGGGUCCUACCCACUGUGGGGGUGACCUCUCCUUCCAACUCUGACCGCGACACCCCACAAUAGGGAUCUUGAGUCUCAGUCCCACCCUCUAUUAUGGAUUAAACUGUGUCCCCUAACUCCUGGAACCCACAACUGUGACCUUGUUUGGAAAGAGAAUCUCUGCAGACAUGAAAGUAAGAUGAGGUCUCAGUUUAGCUGAAUUGGGGUCAGCAUUCAACCAGUGUCCUCAGAAAAGAGCUAUUUAGACAGACACACAGCAAACAGAAGCCGGGGGAGGCAGCUACCGGCCAAGGGGUGCCAGAAGCCAGCAGCAAGGUUAGCGGCUUCUGCCCACAACCCAAUCUAAACCACGAGAAUACGUUUCUGUUGCUGUAAAGCAGUGGUGGGUGUUAUACAGCCCACAGCGGUUUCCCCUCUCCUCACCACUGCACCAGAAACUCCUGGAAUGAAGAGGCCCAAACAAGCAACCUCAGAAGAUAAGUUAUCAGUCUCUAGCACCUCCAUGAUGAAGUGGCACGAUGAGACAUUGACGACAGGACACAGAUGGCCACCGGGAGA